Messenger RNA from Enterobius vermicularis (human pinworm), 240 nucleotides. Lineage: Eukaryota; Metazoa; Nematoda; Chromadorea; Rhabditida; Oxyuridae. The record is from the annotation of a GenBank genome assembly.
AUGGAGGCGCACGAUGCUUUAAGCUUUAAUUUCUUCAACGCUUUAAAGGCCAUUCGCUCCGAUUAUCUCCUUCGCGUUAUACCCGACAUAAACCUACUGGAUGUCUGGGAAGGAAUGCUAUUAGAUGUUGUCGGUAACGUCUCGAGCAUUGCUGGAUUACGAAAUGUACGAGGGUUCUCUACUUCAUACAUCUGUAUCUCACAUGAUUUUCGACGGCAGCGUAUUCGUUUCCGAUCCUGA